Molecule: messenger RNA, 261 nt
Organism: Odontomachus brunneus
Lineage: Eukaryota; Metazoa; Arthropoda; Insecta; Hymenoptera; Formicidae
Exons: 1
Coding region: 1-261 (86 amino acids)
Source: RefSeq, a predicted model, not a curated record
AUGCAAGUCACCGGCACUAUGAAUCUGUUGCUGAAGAUUGGCCUCCGAUUACUCGGUACAUGGCCGAAUGUGCGGUACGCCUCAGUUUAUCGGCCAAUUUACAUGCUGAGCAUACUGAUUCUGCAAUACUGUCAAUAUCUGUACAUAUACUCGCAUUUUAAACUGAGCGAGCUGCCAAAUCUCGUGGACAGCCUGCCCGCGGCGUUAGACUACGCUCUAGCAGUUUUCAAAUUAACGGCACUUUGGACGCAUCGCCAGUAA